This is a messenger RNA of Erigeron canadensis, 2086 nucleotides long. Its product is annotated as pollen receptor-like kinase 3. Gene Ontology annotation, biological process: protein phosphorylation. Gene Ontology annotation, molecular function: ATP binding; protein binding; protein kinase activity. NCBI's taxonomy places the organism in Eukaryota, Viridiplantae, Streptophyta, Magnoliopsida, Asterales, Asteraceae. The record is from RefSeq and is a predicted model, not a curated record. The coding region runs from base 19 to 2085 and encodes 688 amino acids. The transcript has 2 exons.
UUUCCCUUGGCUAAGUAAAUGGCCAUUUCUUUUAAACUAUUAUAUUUCUUGUAUAUUUUGUUAAUCAUGAUUCCAUGGGUGGUUAAGGCUUACAUGACUGAUUCAGAUGCUUUGCUUAGAAUCAAACAAUCUUUGAAUAAUCCUGAGCCUCUUGAUUCUUGGAAAGCCGGAACAAUUCCUUGCGACGAGGUGCUUACAUGGGUCGGUCUUGUUUGUAACAACGGGCUGGUCACUAAUCUUCAUCUUAAAUCAAUGAGUCUUUCUGGUAAUCUAGACAUAAAUGCCCUGUCACAAAUGCCAGCAUUGAGAAUCCUAGCACUUGAAAACAAUUCUUUCUCUGGCCCAAUUCCUGAAUUCAAUAAACUUGGAUCAUUAAAAGGUCUUCACCUUUCAAUGAAUCAAUAUUCUGGUGAAAUCCCUUACGAUUUCUUCAAUUCAAUGACAGCUUUGAAGAAAAUUUGGUUUGAUGGUAACAAAUUCACUGGCAAUAUCCCGUCUUCAAUUGGAGAAUUACCAAAUCUUGUGGAAUUGCAUCUUGAAGACAAUCAGUUUUCUGGUACAAUUCCAGCAAUAGGCCAAAGAAGUUUAAAUUCGGUCAACCUUUCGUAUAAUAACUUAACAGGUGAAGUCCCACCAGGCUUGGCUAAAUUUGAUGCAACCUCUUUUGAAGGAAAUCCCGGGCUUUGUGGAGCAAGAUUUGGUAGAAUGUGUGACAAAACACCUCCCAAAAGUCCUACUAAUAAACCAAUUGAAAAUAAGUCUAAUAAAAAGUCAUUAAGGAUAGAAUAUGUACUAAUGGUUGUGACAUUAUUAAUUCUUGUGUUAAUGCUUGUUGGGAUCUUUAUUCUGAUGAGGAGGAAAAAAGAUAAUUCUGAGACAAUUGGAAUCAUGGAGAAAGAUAACCUUGAAGGAUCGGUUGGUUUAACUAUAUGUAAUAUAAGCAAACCAGAAGCUAUUCCGGGCCAAAAUGGUUUUGAUACGGGCCAGAAGGCACUGAUGACCAAAAAGAAAGGGGUGAGUGUUGAUCUAAUGCUAUUAAACGAUACCAAAGGAGUGUUCAGAUUAUCUGAUGUGAUGAAAGCCGCUGCAGAAGUGUUGGGAAAUGGAAUGCUUGGCUCAUCCUAUAAGGCCAAAAUGACAAAUGGGAUGGUUGUUGUGGUCAAGAGGUUAAAAGAAAUGAAUCUAGUUGAUAAAAAUGGGUUUGAAGUUGAGAUGAUGAGGCUUGGAAGACUAAACCACCCACAUAUAUUGACACCACUCGCAUGCCACUAUCGCAAAGAGGAAAAACUCUUGAUUUACGAGUACUUUCCAGCAGGAAGCCUACUUUACUUGUUACAUGGUGACCGAGGAAAGAGACACGCCGAGCUCAAAUGGUAUGCACGUUUGAAAAUCAUUAAAGGGGUUGCACUAGGACUAGGAUAUCUUCACAAAGAACUCGCCAGUCUAGAUUUACCUCAUGGAAAUCUCAAAUCGAGCAAUGUCCUUCUAAGUGCUAACUACCAUCCUCUAGUUGUAGAUUUUGGUCUACAUCAUAUGAUCAACCCAAAUCAUGUUGCAAAUGCGUUAGCAGCCUAUAGAGCUCCGGAAGUACUCAAAAUGCGUCAAGUAUCACCUAAAUGCGACGUUUAUUGUCUAGGAAUUAUAAUUUUAGAAGUCCUAACAGGAAAGUUCCCCUCACAGUAUGUUAACAACGGCCAAGGUGGUACAGAUCUUGUACAAUGGGUAAAAUCCGCUAUGCAGGAAUCUAGAGAAGUUGAGUUGUUAGAUCCCGAGAUCACUGGAUCAAGUAAAUACAUUGGUGAAAUGAGAAAACUUCUACAUAUUGGUGCAAGUUGUACAGAUAGUGAUCCCCAAUCUAGAUUAGAUAUUAGUGAGGUAAUUAGUAGUAUAGAGAAUAUUCAAGGUGGGGAUGACAACACGAUUCAAAUGUUUUCAUCUUUUGGGGAUGGAUAUGACGAUGCAGCAAGUACACUAACCGGAGUAACAGAUUCGUCGUAUAUCUCAAUGGCAGCUGAUCAGUCUAGAACGAACAACAAUGAAUCAACGCAACAGAAUAACGAUAAUAUUGGUCUUCGUGUAUCGUAAU